GCCAAGGCUGCAGAGAGCAGAGAGGAGCAGAAAGGACUGAGCAAGGGACUGGAUCUGGAUCUGGCUGCUGGGGUGGAAGAGAAGGAGCGGGAGGCUGACCAAACAGUGCAGCACUAAACAGAGGGAGGGAGGUGGCGGAGAAAACAAACUUCGCUUUUUGCAACUCUUUUUUUUCAUGAAGGAAGUUCAUUGCUGACAAGUGGGAGAUAGUUUGGGAUCCGCGCCCCUCUUCUCUCGCUUCUUGUUUUUUAUUAAGGCUGAUUUAUGGUUCCGCCUUACACCGACGCAGAGCUACGCCGUAGGUUACGCCGUACCUUACGGCGUAGCCUCUGCGUCGAUUUAACGCGGAACCAUAAAUCAGGCUUUAGCGCGGUUGCUGUUAAAAGAAGGCGUGCCCCCGCAGACGCGAGCACCUGUUGUUGCAGAGGAUUCCCCGACAGCGCAGGCAUGGAGGCGUGCGUCAACGCUGCCUGAGGGAGCUGCGGCUCUGGUGGGUGUUGGUGGUGUUGGUGGUGUUGGUGGGGGUGUUAUCUGACCGGGACCCGCAGCAGGAGCGACCCGCCGACCCGCUGGUCUCCGCCGCAGACAUGUCCUCGUACCUCCCGCGCAGCAAGGACCUGGGCAGGACCAGGAAGACCCUGACGGAUUCCCCUCCGUCCUCUCCGUCCUACACUGACAAAAACUUCAGACAUGAAAGACUUUCAAGAUACGACUCCAGCGGAGAGAGCGCCACAGAGAGAGCUCUGGGCCGCACCAGCUCCUACACCCGCAGGGAGACCAGGCUGGCUGCUCUGAACAGACAGGAGCAGGACUCCACUGCCAAAGACUAUAAGAAGAUGUAUGCAGAAGCUUUGCAGGAGAAUGAAAGGCUCAAGUCCAGGUUGCAGGACAGCAAACAAGAGUUGGUCAAGAUUCGCUCCCAGCUGGAUAAAGUCACGCAGAGGCAUGAAAGGAUAUCAGAAAGAUCCACAGUUCUUGAAUCAGAGAAAAGGGAAAAACAAGCUCUCGAGAAAAGAGUGACGGACAUGGAGGGCGAAUUAAAGGAUACCCCACUGCGGUUUCGCUGUGGGUACCAGCCCUGAGAGCUUGCUGUCUCGGGGCAGAGGGGGGGAUGGUCCUAACAGAGCUCAAGUCAGACAACCAGAGGCUUAAGGACGAGAACGGAGCGCUCAUUCGAGUCAUCAGCAAGCUGUCUAAAUGAAAAGAUGUCUGAAUCUCAUGUUCUCUGUCUGUGAAAGUUAUAACUAUUUGUUAAACUUUCUUUACGAGUGGCUGAUGGGUCAGAAUUAGAUUAUUUCUGUUGGAACCUUUGUGGAUCCAAAGAGAAGUGUGGGUACCUGUAGGUUUGAGUCCAAAUGAAUGCCUAAAAUGAUGGAGCUACUGUCGAAGUCUGUCCGUGACUUUUUCUUUUCAGAUUAUUUAGUCACAUUUGCAACUUGGGGACCAGAUGUAAUGUUUGAGUGAAAUUAUGAGGUCCAGUUCACACAAAUGUAGGGUUUUGCAUGAAUGUACAGUAAAAAUAUACCAAUACAUCACAAUAACACUUGAGCACUGCAUUUAACGUUUUCAGUGGUAUGUUUACUUCCAGAAAGACAGAGGUUAUGUAUUGACACAAGCUCUGGUGAAUUGAGGGAUUUGGAAAAAAAAAAAAAAAAAAGAACUGAGGAUGAGGAAAAAAGAUGAUGGAAAUAUUUUCUACAUAAAAGGCCUCUGCGACCUUCAAUUUCAAUAGGUAAUAAAAGUCGUUUCAUUUUGAAACUCAGACCUGGAGCAGAGACUGGACAUCAGUCCCACGCUCACAGUCAGAAUGGACGCUUUAUUUUUUCGGAAUAUUUCAUCUUUAAAACACCCGAGUUGAUAAACUUAGAAGACGCUUGUAAAUAAAUAAAAAAAAAAAGUCAGAUUUUAUGUUCAUUAUACAUUUAUAUUUAUUUAUUUAUACAUUAUUGGAUUUCAUCUUUUUUUUUUGGCCCUGAUAAAGAUCUUUGUUUUACUGCUCAUCCUGUAAAACACUUUAGUACCAACGCCUUAAGACGUCAUCCAAAGUUUUGUUCUUUUUUUUAAUGCGGUGAUUAGUCACGUUUACAUUAACACAGCUGAAAUCUAUUUCAAUAUAACAGCCCCUCAGAAUAAACUUUAUUGCACAGGUUAGUUCACGUUGCGGAAAAUUGUUUGAUAGUACUCCUGCACUGAAAUACUUUUCAGUAUUGGUCGAGUUUCCAAAGUGAUAUAAAGAAUCCAUGACAUUUUAAUUUACGUGAUCAUAAUGUAAAUGUCGGGGUCCAUUACGGUAGUAUUAAACGUUUGAAAGCAGCAGGUGUCCUCUCCUGGCGCCUGAACGUCUCUCUGUUUUAGCUCCCGUUGCUUUAAGAGCCGUUCUGCUCGACUGGUCAGCAGAUUGAUCCGGAUUCACAGAAGGCAAAUCUGGUCAUUCUUUCUUUGAGUUGUGCCAGACUAGUAAAAAUAAUAGGAGAAAACUUUAAAAGGAGGCAUUUACUGCAGUUCAGGUACGGUGUCUGCAAAAGAAAGAUUCCCUUUAGUGUGGACUGUAAGUCUGGAGACUUUUUCUGUGAGCACAAUAAGCUACGUGACCUUAAAGAAAGGAAGGAAAAAAAAAAAUCCUUGACCGUGAGAUGCACCUCAUGGUUCUGGUGGGGAGUGCAGAGCAUGAAACUACCACAGUGUCUACUAUUUUUCCACCCUGCAGGGUGUUACAAUAAACAAUCUGAAUGUGUUAAAUGAUAGCUUCAAAUGUAUUCACUGCUUGAAGAAGUGUAAAAGAAAUGGUUUUUUUCUGUGAACACGCUGCAUAUUAAACACAAACAAGUCAUGGUUAUUAAAA
This is a messenger RNA of Cololabis saira (Pacific saury), 2842 nucleotides long. Its product is annotated as protein phosphatase 1 regulatory subunit 12B-like. Gene Ontology annotation, molecular function: phosphatase regulator activity; protein kinase binding; enzyme inhibitor activity. Gene Ontology annotation, cellular component: cytoplasm; A band; Z disc. Bases 588 to 1082 code for a protein of 164 amino acids. The record is from RefSeq and is a predicted model, not a curated record. Lineage: Eukaryota; Metazoa; Chordata; Actinopteri; Beloniformes; Belonidae. The transcript has 8 exons.